AUGGCAAAUGUAAAAGCGGGCAAUAGUUCCUUUGUUGGGUCCGUAAUAAACAUGUCUGCUAUACUUAUAGGACUUGGCCAGCUAUCAACUCCAUAUGCUUUACAAAAAGGCGGAUGGACAUCUUCAUUUCUCCUGGUAGGGUUUGGUAUAUUGUGUGCAUAUACCGCACAUCUCUUAGAGAAAUGUCUCGAGAGAAAUAAAACGCUAAGAAACUACUCUGAUAUUGGAAAUGAUGCUUUCGGUACUAUAGGUAAAAAUAUAGCUUCAACCUUUGUUUACUUGGAAGUCUUUAUGGCCCUUGUUUCUUUCACUAUUGCAGUGAAUGAUAAUUUGGCAACAAUAUUCACCGGAAAACACUUGAGUAUUUCAUGGAUUCAUCAGCUCUCAACAUCUCAAUUCUUGACUAUUGUAGUAGUUAUUAUUGCAUUACCUACUGUAUGGUUGAAAGAUCUUUCCAAGAUAUCCUUCUUAUCAAUCGUGGGAAUUCUGUGCUCGUUCCUUAUCUAUAUCAGUGUGGUAUAUAUUACGAUAUUCGGAGGUAUCAAGGCUAACAAAUCUAUACCCGUGCUUCAAAUACAAAACAUUCCUGCCAUAUCUGGUUUAUAUAUUUUCAGUUUUUCGACUCAUGUUGUCUUCCCCGAUAUUUACAAAUCCAUGAAGGACCCUUCCAAAUUCACAAAGGUAUCGGUUGUGAGCUUCACAAUUGUCACAUUUUUUUACACAACGAUGGCAUUCAUGGGAGCAAAGCUAUUCGGGUCUGAACUGAACUCACAAGUAACAUUGAACAUGCCUCGCCAUAUUUUUGUCACAAAGAUUGCUUUAUGGGCAACUGUUAUAGCACCUAUAACAAAAUACGCAUUCGCACUCGUUCCAUUAGCAUCGCAGUUAUACGAUCAAAGAUUACCUUCAUCUGUGAGUGCAAAUAAAAGAUUGUUCAUUAGGGGUUUCGUAGGGUCUUUGCUGCUCAUAAUUGUCCUAAUAUUGGCCUUAACAGUUCCUUACUUUGAGCAAGUUCUUGGCCUAACUGGCUCCCUUGUUAGUAUUGGAGUUUCGGUUAUAUUUCCUUGUGGUUUUUAUACCAAAAUGUUUUGGUCCCAAAUUUCAAGACAUCGUCUAUUGGUGAAUGCAAGUCUAAUGGUUUUAGCUUUGGUUUUAGGUGUGCUUGGUACUAUAUCAUCCUCAAAAUCACUUGUAGAUAAAAUCGUAGAGAAGUAA
This is a messenger RNA of Papaver somniferum (opium poppy), 1215 nucleotides long. RefSeq names its product amino acid transporter AVT1H-like. Gene Ontology annotation, biological process: amino acid transmembrane transport. The transcript is spliced from 3 exons. NCBI's taxonomy places the organism in Eukaryota, Viridiplantae, Streptophyta, Magnoliopsida, Ranunculales, Papaveraceae. Gene Ontology annotation, cellular component: vacuolar membrane. Gene Ontology annotation, molecular function: amino acid transmembrane transporter activity. Bases 1 to 1215 code for a protein of 404 amino acids. The record is from RefSeq and is a predicted model, not a curated record.